GUGCCGCAUGGUUCCCGGUUGGGGAAUACUCGCUAAGAUAUCCGGGCACUCUCGCCAAUACCUUGUCACUCGCCUCACAGUUCCAAAAUCAUCAAAGACAACUGAAGAGAGAACUGAGCAAUGCCGCAGAGUGAGCCACACAUCCAAACCUCAAACAAGGGUUGUGCCUGGGUGCCCGAAUGAAGACGCACUUUGAGGAACAGAAGCCUUACAGGAAGGAAAACGCUGUGCGCCUGAAAUGGGAAUUUGAGUACAGUUUUGAAAAAUUUAAACCGAGCGAAUACGGGAGGCUCUCGCCGUCUCUGGACGAUGGUUUUGCACAAGCCGGCGCAGUCACUCGACCGCGGUGGCUGAGGUACCACCUCAGGAGGACACGUCACACACUUUAACACCUCACCCUUGCGCUUUCCCGGCUCCUUCUCCUGCCCCGUUCCCGGCGGGAACAAAGGGCGACAAGCGCCCGCCCCCGGAAGGCACGGGAGAGGAAGGGGGGAAGGCUCGGCUCGGCUCGGCUCGGCUCGGCUCGGCUCGCUGGGUGUGCGGCGGUGUGCAGCCUUGGUCCACGGCGAUGUCGGGCUCGGAGCGGCGACCGCCGGCGGGCCAUGUCCAGCUGGAUAGCAGACCUACAUUACCCACCACAGAUGGAAACGAGAACAUCACAGAAGUGGAUGCACUCAAUAUAAGCAGACAGUCACUUGAUCCUGCAAUGGAAUAUAAAAUGAACCAUCAAAGAAGAGGAGUUGCAUUAAUCUUCAAUCAUGAGCACUUUUUUUGGCGUUUAACACUGCCAGACAGACGUGGGACUAUGGCGGACAGAAACAAUCUGAAACGCAGUUUGACAGACCUUGGGUUUGAAGUCAAAAUUUUUGAUGAUCUGAAAGCAGAAGAUGUGCUGCAGAAAAUUGAUGAAGCCUCUAGGGAUGACUACAGCAAUGCUGACUGCUUUUUGUGUGUGUUCCUGAGUCACGGUGAGGAUGAUCACAUAUAUGCAUAUGAUGGCAAAAUCAAAAUUCAGAGAAUCACAGACAUGUUCAGAGGAGACAAGUGUCAGAGUUUGGUAGGAAAACCAAAGAUAUUUAUCUUUCAGGCCUGUCGAGGUGAUAAACAUGAUGAUCCAGUCAUUGCCCACGAUUCAACAGACAACAGCAGUGACUCCCUUGUCAAUGAGACUGAAGUGGACGCAGCUGGUGUCUACACUCUGCCUGCUGGUGCUGACUUUAUCAUGUGCUACUCUGUGGCGCAAGGCUACUAUUCUCAUCGUGACACUCUAAAUGGCUCCUGGUACAUCCAAGAUUUGUGUGAGACACUUAGGAAGCAUGGAUCUUCCGUGGAGUUCACAGAACUUCUUACUGUUGUUAAUAGGAAAGUAUCAUAUCGCAGAGUGGAUGUGUGCAGAGACAUUAAUGCUAUAGGGAAAAAACAGAUUCCUUGUUUUGCCUCAAUGUUAACUAAAAAAUUGUAUUUUCAUCCAAAAUCUAAGUAGAUUAUUUAGCAGUAAUGACCAUUACUAUUACUUGCUGCAGAAGUAAAGAAUACUAUCUUAGUUGUGGAGACUUAACAUUCUACAAGAUUGUCUGCCAAAUCACUGGGAUCAAACAUUAGUUUGUAUACCUAAGAGUUUCUAAAAUCUUAAAGCACUUUUUAAUCUAAAAUCUUGAAGAUAGAAUUACAUCAGAGAAUUCAUCUCAGGGAAUUUGGGAAAAGUUUACUGGAAAAGUUUACUAUUAGAAGGUGCUCUGAUUUUAUUGAAAUUGAUGCUCCAGACCACUUUUAUCUUAAAACCUUCUUGCUCGAUUGCCAUCUAAUUAUGGCAUAUCUUACUAUUUCCAAAACAUUUCUAAUGUUCCAUUAGAACAUUAGAAAUUUCUAACAUUAGUUAAUCUAAUGUUCCAUUAGAUUAACUUGUCUUGCUCCAAGAGCACAGUUUACAAGGAAUAUGUUUAUAGAGCAUCUUUUUAAAUUCAUGGACGGCAGAAUCCACAACUUUUGUAGCUCUACUGGGCUUUUUAGAUGUUUUUUUUUUCCUUGCAACACUAAAAAGGAACUUAAUUCCUUGAGUACAAUUGUAGCAUUAAUAGAGGAUUAAUCAAAUAGGGUUGAUUAAUAAUGAGUUUCCUUUUGCUUGAAUGUAAUUUAUGCUUGGGGCACAAUUACAGCUUGCUGGUGCUAUGCAUCCUCAGGGGAAAAACCGCAGUAGUGAGACGAGACCAUGUGCAGCUUGCUCAGGGUGAGCUUGCCUCGUCUGUAUCUCUAAAGCUAAAGCUGCUGGACAUCUCUAGGCAGCUCUACAAAAUAUAAACAUAUGCAAACCUCAUACCUGAGGCCUUCGAGUUGGAUUAGGCCUCCUCUUGGCCUUGGAGAAGAUCAGCCAUACCUCUGUCAUUGACUACUUAAAGGGGAUGGUGCAUGGUCACCACAGGAUUGCUACUGCUGCAGCAAUCAAUAAUUACAGUGGUGCUGAUUUGAAGCAAAUAUUCAUUUUCUUUUGUUGUUGUUGUUGUUUUUGUUUUUGCGGUUUUUUUUUUACCUUAUUAAUUGUUCUUCUGAGGGACAACAGAGAACUCAAACUGAGCAAAGUGUCUUAAUCCACUUUCCUGGGGAAAAAAUAAUUGGUUUACUGGCUCUGUUUUAGUUAGUCUUUCCAUAUCUAUGUUCUGAAUCAUAAAUGUUGUAUCUUACUACACCUACUUUUAAACUUUGUAUAAAGCAUGUAUUAGGUUUCAACGCUUUGAUAAAUUCUUUCAAUAAAAUGCAACUGUGAAGCAUAAAUGA
Messenger RNA from Prinia subflava (tawny-flanked prinia), 2772 nucleotides. RefSeq names its product caspase 6 (gene CASP6). NCBI's taxonomy places the organism in Eukaryota, Metazoa, Chordata, Aves, Passeriformes, Cisticolidae. The transcript has 8 exons. The coding region runs from base 569 to 1483 and encodes 304 amino acids. Gene Ontology annotation, biological process: apoptotic process; positive regulation of neuron apoptotic process. Gene Ontology annotation, cellular component: cytoplasm. The record is from RefSeq and is a predicted model, not a curated record.